Messenger RNA from Lactuca saligna, 1205 nucleotides. The record is from the annotation of a GenBank genome assembly. NCBI's taxonomy places the organism in Eukaryota, Viridiplantae, Streptophyta, Magnoliopsida, Asterales, Asteraceae.
AUCCACAUAUCUUACAUUUAACAGUAUUCCCUCCACGCUCCAUUGUACAUUCUCUUGUAAAAAUGACUAACAAUAAUGGAGUUGAAUGGAGUAUCAGGAUGGGUGAUGGAUCAUCGAUGGUGUUGGAGCCAGAGCACAAGUAUGGAGUGAUGAGAAUAUGGGAUGGAUUGAAGGGUUUGAUCAUGAGGUUUGUGAUGAGAGUGUGGAUGUUCUUGAAGAAAGCAUGGGAUUUAGGAGUCGAUGAGCCUAGAAAGUUCUUCCAUUGCCUUAAAGUUGGUGUAGCUUUGAUGGUUGUGUCAUUGUUUUACUAUAUGAGACCUUUAUAUGAUGGUGUCGGUGGCAGUGCCAUCUGGGCUGUUAUGACUGUAGUUGUUGUCUUCGAAUAUACUGUUGGUGGAACGUUAUACAAGUGUUUGAACAGAAUCUGUGCCACUCUUCUUGCUGGAUUUCUUGCUCUUGGGGUUCAUUGGGUUGCUAGCCAUUCAGGACACCAAUUUGAGCCAUUUAUCAUGGGAACUUCUCUUUUCAUAUUAGCUUCUGCUACAACCUUUUCAAGAUUUAUACCUGUGGUGAAAGCUAGAUUCGACUAUGGUUGCACCAUCUUCAUUCUCACUUACAGCCUGGUUUCAGUCUCAGGGUACCGAGUUGAACAUCUCCUGCAUGUGGCCCAUGAAAGGAUAUCGACGAUAAUCAUCGGGACUUGUUUGUGCAUUAUCACCAGCAUGCUUAUUUUUCCUGUUUGGGCUGGCACGGAGCUUCACCUUCUGAUCCCUCGUAACAUGGAUAAGCUUGCGAAAUCGCUAGAUUGUUGUGUAGCUGAGUAUUUUGGUCAUGAUGAUGAGGAAUCAAAGAAAUCAUCACAAGGUUAUAAAUGCGUGCUAAAUUCAAAAGCUUCCGAGGAGGCCAUGGAAAAUUUUGCUAGAUGGGAGCCUGCACAUGGCCAGUUCAAUUUUCGGCAUCCAUGGAAGAAGUAUCUCAAAAUAGGUGCAUCAGCCCGCAGUUGUGCGUAUUGCAUUGAAACACUCACUAGUUGCUUGGAUUCCAAGAAUCAGGUCCCGGAAUCAUUAAAGAAUCAUCUCGAUUCCUCAUGCAUGAAUCUUAGCUCAAGCGCAUCGAGGGUGAUAAGAGAGUUGUCAACAAUGAUUUGCUGGUCCAACCACAUGACAAGCUUCAAGGAUAGAAGAAAACAUUGUAAAAGCAGUUGA